CUUGUUCAAUAUGGACAAUCUUUGCAAGUAUCUCAAUUAGCUGCAUGCAGAGUGCUUAAUAUUAGUCAUCUACUUGUAUUUCCUCAAUCUUACUCUAUAAAUUCUGAAUCUAAUACUACGCACUUAUCAAUGCAUCUGCAACAGUUGGAAGAACAGAAGGAGAAUAAAUUAAUAAUCUUACAAAAUUUGAUAGAACAUUGUUCAAAACACAUAGUUCUCUCAAGACGUUUUAAUGAAUUAAUGAAUAAUCACUGUAUGCGGAAAAAAGACUUUCAUACAGCAACAAAAAACUUCAAAAACUUCCUUGAUAAUUUUACAUUGUCUGUAUCACAAAUACAAAAACUACAUCAACAAUACGAUAUUAUUCUAAAUAACUAUCAACAAAGUAGAUGUAUAUUAGACUUGGAACUACCAAAAGUUAUAAGCACACGCUUAAUGGCCUUAUGUGAAGGUUUUGAAAAAAUUAAAACUGUUUGCAACAAUACAACUGAUGAUAAUGAAAUUGUAGCAUUAUUUAAAUUAAUUGGAGAAAGGCUUUACACAAAGGGUUUGAAUGCAGUGACAAUUUCCCAACUUGAAGAUUCAUCCAAAUCUAAAUUGUGCCAAAAGUGUAAAAUAAACCGUGUGGAUGAUAAAUAAAUAAAAAAAUAAAUAGUAUUUGUGCUCUGGCUAUUGCUUUUGGUUUUCAAUCUGAGAAAUAUAUACACGAUAUACAGAAAUUAGACAUUUCAUGAAACCUUAUAUCAUGACACUAAUCCUAUUAUUAAACGAUGCCAAGGUUUGACCAUGCCAUUGAAAUUUGAAUUAUAGAAAUACACUUUACACACUAAAU
This is a messenger RNA of Frieseomelitta varia, 832 nucleotides long. RefSeq lists its product as uncharacterized. The record is from RefSeq and is a predicted model, not a curated record. The coding region runs from base 130 to 639 and encodes 169 amino acids. The transcript has 4 exons. NCBI's taxonomy places the organism in Eukaryota, Metazoa, Arthropoda, Insecta, Hymenoptera, Apidae.